Alternaria rosae is the source of this 1146-nucleotide messenger RNA. RefSeq lists its product as uncharacterized. NCBI's taxonomy places the organism in Eukaryota, Fungi, Ascomycota, Dothideomycetes, Pleosporales, Pleosporaceae. Bases 80 to 1087 code for a protein of 335 amino acids. The transcript is spliced from 4 exons. The record is from RefSeq and is a predicted model, not a curated record.
ACCAACCUUGCACGUCCUCUACACGUCUUGCUAAGUUUCGCAACAUCCUCUUCGAUUACAACACCAUCGUGCCCAAGAGAUGCCGAGUGUCACUAUGGCUAUCAACUCAAAGGUCCCUACAGCGAGGAAAAGUCCCAUCACUUCAUCACCACGCCCCAAAGUCCCCACGAAGGCUCAGCAGCAGUGCAAAACCUCCGUUUCUCAAACCGUCCCACAGAGCCAGCAACAGCGCAAGAACUCGAAUGCGCAAAGCUCGCCCAAGGUCGUCCAGCACCAGCGUAAAAGCCCUGCUACGAAGCCUCCAGCUAUGGUAGACAAUAAGAGGAAGAUCAAGGCUGAGGAUGUCUCACCGACGAUGACUGACCUCCAGGUCAAGCGCGUAGGAGUGGACAAGGGUCCUGCUCAACCAGAAACCAGGAAUGAGUCGCCCCCUAAGAAGCAGAAGAUUGAGAUGAAGGCCGAUAACACUCAAGAAAUCGCCGUCACAUCUCCAUCCGGAUCCACUUUCUCCACGCCUCACCUUCAAUAUCUCCCCGUCUCACCGCCUACUCCCUCUCAAUCCGCACAAAUGCUCAACUCCCUCCUCCGCCACGUCCUCCACGCCCAGCCCACGCUCGUCCCCUCUAACCCCUCCAUCCCCAUAACAUCCACGCACAUCGACAACAUAGCCCACACAAUGUGGCAAAUCGCGUUCAAACAUGGCGUCAUGCUGGAACGCGCCUGCCAGUACAGCGCCAUGUACGCGCCGCUCAAGUUGGCAGCGUUGGCGAAAUUGAAUUUCUUGCCUAGCUGGUGGUUCUUUAGGGAUUUGGUUGUUGGAGGGUUGCCGGGAUUGGUUGGGGGUGUGGAUGGGAAAGAAGGGGAGAAGGGAAAAGGGAAAGGGGAAGGGAUCGUGGUUGAUGAUAGGGAGAUGCAGUGUGUUUGGGAUGAGGCGGUUAAGUGGUGUAGGAAUGUUGUUGCGAGGAGGGAGUGCGUUGAUAAGCCGGUGGUUAUAGAAGAGGAGAGGGGGGAGAUUGAGGCUAAGAUGGUGGAUGGCGAUGAGGGCGAAGAAGGAGAGGAGCGAGCUUGGUAUUACGCGUCUCGGUAAAAGCCCAAGCGGUUCAUGAUGGAGUCGACUAGGUAUGGUAGCGAGCGUUUGAGAAUCGG